AUGAUUUAAAGAAAUAAUGAUCAAUCUGACCUAGAUUAUCAAUGGAUUUUUUAAAAAUAUCAGGAAGUUGACUACUCAAUUGCGGAAAAUAGAAAGAUCCCAAUCAUCUUUAAUUACAAAAAAUAAAAUGUUACUUUGGGAGGAUACUAUAUUCUUCCACAUAAAAAUUGGAUGAUUAUUGAAUAUUAACUAGAUGAGUACAAAGACAUCUACUUUUUUGAAGUAUAUGACCAAAAUACAAGAGAGUUGAUAAAAACAUUUGAAUUCGAGGAUUGUAAAAUAGCAAUUCAUUACAGACGCUUCAAUGAUGUUGACUACAUAUUCUAUUAGAAAUAAAGAAGCUUUAUUUUAGUAAAACUGGAUGAUUUAGAAGAUAGAGAACAAAAGUAGCUGAUAAAGUUCAAUUUUCAAGAAGAUGUUUAAAUCUAAAGAGCUUGGAUUUUAGAUGAAUCUACAAUCACAAUGAAAUGUAAAAUUGUCAAUCAGAGAAGAUAAUUUGUUUUCAAGUUAGACAAGUUUAUCACAUAAAUUACUAAUGAUCAAAUAGUCUAGUUUAACAUCAAUAUUAUCUCUUAAGGAAACUACCAGAAAGUGGUAUCUUAAACGAAUAAAGAGAUAUUUUUAAGGGAUGAAUAGUAAAGUUAUUUUCAACUGCCCUGUGGAUUCACUGAUAGUUUUGAUUAAAAUGUGUUAAUCAACCAUUUUCUAUUUUAUAAAAACUCAAAGACCCUAUUUAUUAAUAAAAAUACACUUGAAGUAGAAAAAACUAUUGACAAAAUAUUUCAUGUCGUUAAUCACAAAGGUCAUUAUGAGUAUCUCAUGGAUUCUGAUCUUAAUCUUUAUACUAUUGAAAAAGCAGGUAAUAUGAAUCUUACUAAGGUUCAUUAGCUUUCAUAGAAUAUAGUCUAAUAAUUCCGUUAAGUUGUAACUACUCCGAAUAAGAUAUUUGUUGAGUACAAAUUAAAAACUUAGAUUUCAAUUGUUUAAGUAUAUGAUGCAAGGACACUUAAACUAUUAAACGAGAUAAAUGAACCUGAUGGUGCUAAUAUUGAGAUAGAUGCCAGCAAUACCUCACUCUACUUUCUUUUCUAGAAUAACUAAUUCGAAUUCUUUGACCUUAAUAAGAACUAUGACUACUUUAAAGACGUGCAACCGUUUAUUUUUCAGGGACAGCAAAUUCUAAAAAACUAGAUCAUAAGAAAUCUUAAUAACUAUUUAAUCUAUGAUUUAAAAACAAAUGAUUCAAUAAUCGUAUAAGACAUGAUGAGUGGAAAAUGUCGAGAAAUAACUAAAGAGCAUGAGAAAAAUUGCCUCGAAUACUUAAGCUUUGAUUAAAACUUUUUGAAUGACAGCGAAUUUUAUGAAAAAAUAAUUACUUAUCAGUAUGGAAGACUUAAGAAGAUAAUCUGA
Messenger RNA from Stylonychia lemnae, 1410 nucleotides. The record is from the annotation of a GenBank genome assembly. Lineage: Eukaryota; Ciliophora; Spirotrichea; Sporadotrichida; Oxytrichidae.